Naegleria gruberi is the source of this 1578-nucleotide messenger RNA. RefSeq lists its product as uncharacterized. The coding region runs from base 1 to 1578 and encodes 525 amino acids. The transcript has a single exon. NCBI's taxonomy places the organism in Eukaryota, Heterolobosea, Eutetramitea, Acrasida, Naegleriidae. The record is from RefSeq and is a predicted model, not a curated record.
AUGUCCAUUCCUCUCUUGGACCAAGUUAGAACCAAUACAAUCAAUGAUACCAAUGUGUUGAGAGGUGUUGCUAGUGAUAUUCUCAACUGUUCAUCCAUAUUGUUGGGUUCUGGUUUGAGUGUGAAUGCUAGUGCAAUAAGAAGAAAUUCACACAACUCUAAUAUUAGGAAUACCAUCUAUUCAUCAGCAUCAUUGCUCUCACUUAUUAGAGCACUCGAAUCAACAACAACAACAAUCAAGGUAGAAAAUAGUGCUUUCAAUUUAAUUGUUUCUCAUCAGCCAGACAUGCAACUUGGUGAGACUCAAGUCCAAGUGCCAUCAUCUCUUCUCUCCAGUGACAAUAUUGAUUUCACACUCGUUACCUAUUCUAGUGGGAUCGACUUUGAAUUGCUACCAGAUAGUAAUACCACUGGUUUACGUUCUGCUGCCAAUAUUGUAGAGCUGAGAAGAUUAGUUGAUGGUGAAUAUGAUCCUCUUAGUGAGUUACAAAAUCCAAUAAUACUCUCCUUUCCAUUUUUCAACAACCUUACAAUAUUUAACAGCAAUUUUACACAAAAUUUCACUUGCCGAUACUAUAAUACAACAACCAGUGGAUGGAGGACAAAUGGAUGUAAAUUGGUCGGCAAGGAUGACAAGUUUAUUACUUGCUCUUGUGAUCAUACAACAAGCUUUUCAGCAUUUGUGGAAUAUUAUCCAAUAACAACAGAUCCAACAACAGAUCCCAACAAUCCUACAAACUCAACAAGUCCUACCAACAAGAACACUGCUCUCAAGGCAUUGGAUAGUGGUCUGGUCAUUUUCAAGAUUGUCAUUUCUGGUAUUCUACUUUUGCUGAUAGUAUCUGUAAUGGUUGGUCUUAUCAUUUUCAGAAAGAUGCAACCUGUGAAAAGCAGAUACAUCUUCCCAUUUGUUGGAUUGAUUGCCCUGUUUGUUGAUUUGGCAUUUACUGGUAUUGCUUCUAAAGCAGCUACUAUUAAUGUGCCACUCGAUGAGCUAGUCUCUAGCAAUAACACUCCAAACAUUAUCAAUAGUAUUAGCUUGGUUGUAACAACAAGUUUGACUGCUGUGGCUAUUUGCUCUUACAUGGUAGUGUGUAUUAGAUAUAUAAUGUACAGAUACUACUAUCAGUGGAUGUCGGCAGUAAUUUCUCAAAAGUUAGAAAAGGCAACUAGUAGAGGAAUUCGUCUUUUCAAGAAUAAUACCAUCCUAUUGGUGUCUGUAUUUGCAUUGGGUAUUUCUAUUAUUGCUUACUUUGUUAUGCUUGUUAUUUUGAGAAGAACUGACCAAAUGAAUGCAAAACAAUUCUCCUAUUCCUCAUCAAUUUCUCACUUUUUGAUCAUGAUAAGCUUCUUGAUAGUGAUUGGUAUUGUUUAUAUGAUUGAUUUGAUAAUGGAUUUCAGAACCAGACAAAUUUCUGAUGAGUUGCACGACAUUUCCAAUGAAAUUAAUUCUACACAACAAAACACUAAAGGAACAAUGGUGACCACUUUUAAGAAGGAAAAUACUGCUUUUGUUGCAUCUGCCAAAUUGAAGCAAUUAUUUGGAAAGAAUAGUGCUCCAUCUAAAAUCUAUCACUAA